AUGUUGAUACCCCAAAUUUCUUCAGCGCUCUACGCUGGGAUGGUCCUGAUAUCGCCCGAUGUUCCUUCGUUCACACAAUCAUCAUAUCGUCCACAACCAACCGCCAUGAUCACAGCGGCGCCACCACCACCAACAACGCCCAGUACAUUUUUGGUUCCGUCACCUUCUUCCAACGCCGCGAGGUUGCUAGUAGAACCAAAGAGUGGAUCCUUUGCCAGAAUGGCCAAUCCUCAAAGCAGCAGCAGUUUUCAAAACAAUUUUGCUCUGCAACAGUUGUUCCAACAACGAGCCUUACAAGACGCCCGGUUGGAACAAUGUCAAGAAACACAAGAAGAGGAUUUUGAACAAUGCUUCUUUUAUGGAACCGGUGGUAUUGAUCGUAUGGAUGGAAUGGGACUGAUAGGAGGAGGAGUUGGACGUGGACGAGGAUUGGUAGGUGCAAGAUAUCCAUCGAAUGCGGGAAUUGCCUCGAACCAAGAUGGUACCAACAGCAUGAUGCUGCCAUCAUCCAAAAAGACGACAGUCCCCACAUGGUAG
Cylindrotheca closterium is the source of this 537-nucleotide messenger RNA. The record is from the annotation of a GenBank genome assembly. Lineage: Eukaryota; Bacillariophyta; Bacillariophyceae; Bacillariales; Bacillariaceae.